Molecule: messenger RNA, 4059 nt
Organism: Lagenorhynchus albirostris (white-beaked dolphin)
Lineage: Eukaryota; Metazoa; Chordata; Mammalia; Artiodactyla; Delphinidae
Gene: ODAD2
Product: outer dynein arm docking complex subunit 2
Exons: 21
Coding region: 596-3742 (1048 amino acids)
Molecular function (GO): protein binding
Source: RefSeq, a predicted model, not a curated record
GGCCCGGCGCCUUGUUUACCCGGCGUCCUAGCAACCGGCGGGCGCGCGGGCGGAGCGUGGGGCGCGGUGCGGGCGCCGAGCCGGGCGCUGCGGAAGGCACUUGGGGGACAUCCAGUGCUCUCAGGAUCAUUUUCAUCAGCCAUCAUUGCACUGAUGCAGAUGUAUGAUAAUGACAAAGGAUAACAGAAGUCAUUUGAAUAGCGUGAUUCUAAACAAUGUGUGAUCCAGCUCAAAAGAGAUCGCUCACUUCACCUCUGGCCCCAGCAGAGCUGCAACCCAAAGGCCUUGAUGCCAACCUCCUGCAAUUCUUUUUGUUUCGCUCCUGGACUUUCCUGUUUCCAAUUUCUGCCCAACUAUUUGAAUUCUCUCUCUUAGGCCCAGGAAAAUGAGAAAGAAGCUCUUCAUUCCAGGGCAGGCAGAUACUGGAAAAUCCUUACGUCCUCGUCAGUUUCACUUAGCGCUGGUUCAGGGAAAGUUGACUAUUUUAUUGAAUUGAAGAGCAACUGGAUAAUUUAAAAAAUCCACCUCUGAGAUGAAUAAGCAGAAUGUGGGUUGGUGUGCGCGCUGAGCUUGGGUCUGAGCAUCGUGGGAUCCCAUGGGCACGGCACUGACAAGGUCCGCGCAGUGGACGGCUGCGGGGCACGGGGCUAGGGCCCUGGAAACUACCCCUCUCAAUGAGGCGAUACUGAAGGAAAUUAUUGUGUUUGUGGAGAGUUUUAUCUGUAAACAUCCCCAAGAGGCAAACUAUGUUUUUGUAGAACCACUGGAAUGGAAAACCAGUUUGGACCCCUCAGCCUUUGGACCGGGUUACGUGGUCAGUGAAACAACAGUCGAGUCAGAAGAAGCGGAUAGCAAUGCACAGCCUUUGCUAUUUCUCUCUGUACCACAGAUCAAAAUUAGGAGCUUUGGGCAGCUGUCACGUGUGUUACAUAUUGCCACAGAUGCAAAGCUGAGGGAAGCACAAGCGUGUAUUGGAGCGAACAGAAACCCCAUAGCAAAAAUCCUGGGCUUGGAUUAUAAUAUGAUAAAGGAAAUAAAUGAAGACUCAUCUGUAUUAACUAUUCUUGAUAAAAUUACCAAAGAUGAUGAUCCUGAAAGUGAGAUUAAGAUGAAGAUUGCCCUGCUACUCAAGCAGCUGGAUCUGCACCUACUCAAUCAUUCUCUGAAAAAUAUUUCCUUAGAAAUACGAUUAAAUCCAGGGACUGUUAAGAAUGAUAUAGAGCUGCUUAAACGGUUCUCAGGAAAGGGAGAAAAGACAGUCUUGGAAUCUAUCGAGUACACCUCAGAUUACGAAUUUUCAAAUGGAUGUCGAGCCCCACCUUGGAGACAAAUUCAAGGGGAAAUUUGUUAUGUGCUGGUGAAACCACAUGAUGCUGAAACUUUGUGCAUUACUUGUAGCAAAGAAGGAGUGUUUUUAAAUGGUGGCAAAACAGAUGAUGAGGGGGAAAUUAAUUAUGAGAGAAAAGGAGAAAUUUAUAAAGACCUUGUCACACUUUUAAGAGAAAAAUCAGCAAUAUUUUCCGAAAAUAUGUCUCAACAGGAGGUUAGAUCCAAUGAAGAACAGCAAAAGGAAAAGGAUCAGCCUAAUGAGGAACCUGAGGAGGAAGCAGCCGCUUUACGUAAAGCUAACGCUGCUUCCCGCGGGAGUGCGCUGGAGAAGAAGCAAAUCAGUUUGGGAAGGAGUCAGAUGACCAAGAGAUUAGAGCCAAGUUUGAACUGGAAGACCAUACUUUUUGAUGCCAAAAGGAACAAAAGCUCACUAAGAGACACCCGAGAAGAAAAACAUGGAGGAAGACUUGAAAAGUCCAGACCAUCUACUUCAUCUGGAAAAGCACAGUUAAUUCGUAAGAGUGUUGAAAAGAUUGAGGAGAUUAUUAGUGAGAGCUCCUCAGAGAGUGAGGAAGAUGAAGAACCACCUGACCAUCUUCAGGAAACAAAUGCAGAUUUGCCAUCAGAAUACUGGCAAAUUCAGAAGCUGGUGAAAUAUUUGAAGGGAGGAAAUCAGACGGCUACAGUGAUCGCAUUGUGUUGCAUGCAGGACUUCAACUUAGCGCAAGAGACCUGCCAGUUGGCGAUCAGGGAUGUUGGAGGCCUUGAAGUUUUAAUAAACUUACUUGAGACAGAUGAAGUCAAAUGUAAGAUUGGUUCGUUAAAAAUCCUGAAGGAAAUCAGCCAUAAUCCUCAAAUCAGACGUAAUAUUGUUGACCUUGGGGGCUUGCCAGUCAUGGUUAAUAUUCUUGACUCUCCACAUAAGAGCCUGAAAUGUUUGGCAGCUGAGACAAUUGCGAACGUCGCCAAGUUUAGGAGAGCCUGGCGGGCGGUGAGACGCCAUGGGGGCAUCACCAAACUGGUCGCUCUGCUUGACUGUAGUCAGCAUGCCACAGAGCCUGCGGAGCGGAGCCUGUACGAGGCCGACGAUGGGGAGGUGGCCCGCUGCGGGGCACUGGCGCUGUGGAGCUGCAGCAAGAGCUACGCGAAUAAAGAAGCCAUUCGUAGAGCUGGGGGCAUCCCUUUGUUGGCUCGGUUACUGAAGACUUCUCAUGAAAACAUGCUAAUCCCGGUGGUGGGGACGUUGCAGGAAUGUGCCUCAGAGGAAAACUACCGAGCUGCAAUCAAAGCUGAAAGGAUAAUUGAAACUCUGGUAAAGAAGCUGAAUAGUGAAAAUAAGCAGCUGCAGAAGCACUGCGCCAUGGCCAUCUACCAGUGUGCCGAAGAUGAGGAAACCCGCGAGCUGGUUAGGCUGCAUGGAGGACUCAGAGCCCUGGCUUCUCUCCUCAGUAACACUGACAAUAAGGAACGGCUGGCCGCGGUCACAGGGGCCACAUGGAAAUGUUCCACCAGCAAAGAGAAUGUGACCAAAUUUCGGGAAUACAAAGCCAUUGAAGCCUUGGUGGAACUUUUAACGGACCAGCCGGAAGAAGUGCUCGUGAAUGUAGUUGGUGCGUUGGGAGAGUGUUGCCGAGAGUCUGAGGGCAGAGUCACCGUCCGCAAACGUGGUGGCGUCCAGCCACUCGUGGACCUCCUCGUGGGAACAAACCGAGCUCUACUUGUCAAUGUCACAAAAGCGAUCGGUGCUUGUGCACUAGAGCCCGAGAGUAUGGCGAUAAUUGAUCACUUAGAUGGAGUUCGUUUGUUGUGGUCCCUACUAAAAAAUCCUCACCCAGACGUGAAGGCCAGUGCAGCUUGGGCCCUCUGUCCCUGCAUCCAGAAUGCAAAGGAUGCUGGAGAGAUGGUUCGUUCCUUUGUUGGUGGUUUGGAACUUGUUGUCAAUUUACUGAAAUCAGAUAAUAAAGAAGUUUUGGCGAGUGUAUGUGCUGCUAUUACCAAUAUAGCAAAAGACCAAGAAAAUUUAGCUGUUAUCACAGAUCAUGGAGUUGUCCCUUUAUUGUCCAAACUAGCAAAUACAAAUGAUGAUACACUGAGACGUCAUCUAGCAGAAGCCAUUUCACGUUGCUGUAUGUGGGGCAGAAACAGAGUGGCCUUUGGCGAGCACAAGGCAGUGGCUCCAUUAGUGCGGUACCUGAAAUCAAAUGACACCAACGUGCACAGAGCGACAGCCCAAGCCUUGUACCAGCUUUCGGAAGAUGCCGAUAACUGCAUCACCAUGCAUGAGAAUGGCGCAGUGAAGCUUCUACUGCGUAUGGUGGGGUCACCUGACCAGGAGCUCCAGGAAGCCGCAGCUGGCUGUAUAUCCAACAUUCGCAGGUUGGCUCUUGCUACAGAAAAGGCGAGAUACCAUUGAACGGACAUUAUAGCUACCAAAUGUUACACGACACAGGCCAUGUCACUCCCAGGGCCGGGAGGCCUCAACUGGGAAACAUUUCACAGCAAAUCCUUUACAAACAAAUGUCUGAAAACACAGGAAUUUAGAAAUGCAAAGGAUGCUGUUCAUCCAAAAACUGUAUGGGUGUUUUUGUUCUAUUUUAGGGAUACACCGUGUAAUGACAUGUAAAAGCCAAUAUAUCUGUGAUAAUUUUCCAGGAAUUUGAGAAUAUAUGUAUACAGCUUGUGUGUGUGUGUAUCUAUAUCUAUAUAUAGAUAUAUUGGCGAUGCUUUUGU